CCCGAAAGAGUGGAGACCCUCGCGGUCACCGUCCCUUGUCCAGAGGUGAGACCUACACCCCCGCCCGUAACAACCCACCUCCCGUCAGCGGCGGCAGCCAAUACCGCGGGCGACCCACGGCGGCUCCCAGAAGCAUGGCGCAGGAGAAGGAUGAGCAACCGGAGGCUGGGGGGUGUACACAUGCCUCAGAACAAAUGUGGCGGGUGCUGUGUCCUACCGGCUGCGAGCUGAAGACAGCCAUGCUGAAACAAGAGAGGAACGUGAAAGAUAAGUGAAGAAGAUGCAAGAAAGAUGUUGACGACCUGUCGAGAUCCUCGAACACCAUCUAUACUCUACGUAACGGCAGUGUCCACAGCGCUGAGAGAGAGACAACUAGUCAGCAACGGAAUGGUGACCUGGUGAGUCAGUACACGGACAGUCUGGAGUCCCAGCAUGCCUUUGCAAAGGAGGCUAUAGACACAGUCUUCCCCUCUAACAUUAGGAUUCUUCAAGGGUCCUUGAGAAGAUCCGGUUGAAGAUUCAAGAGUGGAGAGGCCAUCCUGGCCCAGAGGGAAGAAUGCAAAGAGCCGUGCACUGUCUCCUGCCCCAUACCUGUUGUCUCUGGUGAGGAUGCGGACAGACAUCUUCUCAGGAAAGGAGGAAGGGAUUCUGGGAUGUAUCUGAUCCAGCCUGACUCCUUCUACCAGCCCUACAAGGUGUACUGUGACCAGACCACACAGAAAGGAGGCUGGACCACUAUUCAGAACAGGAAGGAUGGGUCUGUAGACUUUGGCCGGCGUUGGGACAACUACCGCAGCGGUUUCGGGAAUAUCGCCUUCGACGUCGGAAAGGGACAUUGCAACACUCCAGGGGAGUACUGGCUGGGUAACGACCGCAUCAGUCAGCUGACCAAGCAGGGACCCACUGAGGUCCUCAUGGAGAUGGAGGAUUGGACUGGCAACAAGGUCCACGCCCAGUACAAAAAGUUUACCAUACAGGGCGAGACGUCCAACUACAUAUUGGCGAUCGAUGGGUAUUCAGGAACGGGUAACGUGAUGCUGGACGGGAGCACGGAGCUGUAUGGAGAGAACCGGACCAUGACCAUCCACAAUGGAAUGAUGUUCAGCACCUACGACAGAGACAACGAUAACUGGACUCCAGGUGAUCCGUCCAAGCAGUGCUCCCGUGAGGACGGCGGUGGCUGGUGGUACAACAGGUGUCACUCAGCCAAUCCAAACGGCCGUUACUACUGGGGCGGGGCUUACACGCGGUACAUGGCGAAACACGGGACGGAUGACGGCAUGGUGUGGAUGAACUGGAAGGGAUCCUGGUACUCUCUCAAAGCCAUCUGCAUGAAGAUCAGGCCCUACUUCGCCUCGCGGUAGACACACAGACAGACACACAGACACACACGGGGACACACACAGACACACAUCGAGAGACACAGGAAGUAACCUUUAGCUGAAUCAGGUGUGUCAAAAAACAAAAGUUUGCACCCCUUUCGGUACCCAGGACCAGGAGGGUUCAACUCUGACCCUACGAGGUCCGUAGCCUGCUGAUUUUCUGUUCUACCUGAUCAUGAACUGCAGCCACCUGGUAGUCCCAGGUCUAAAUCAGCCCCUGAUUUUAGAGGGGAUCAAUGAAAACAAGCCACUGGCUCGGAGGCUGUACAUAUUCAUAUUCAUAUUCAUAUUGUAUGUGAGAGCCAACAGAGAGCAGCACUCAGUUUCCCCCCAAUGUGUCAAAUCUGAUCUAAAUCUCAAACACUAAAGGAAACGUAUAAUGACUUCAAUAGGGCUUUUAUAAAAGACACUGGAGAAAAAGAGUUUAAAGGAUGUUGUUUCAAACCUGAACCUGAUGUCUUAUUUUUUUAAAUAAAGUUAAACAGAGAAAAGUCAAGUAAAAAGAGGAG
This is a messenger RNA of Salvelinus sp. IW2-2015, 1891 nucleotides long. It is a transcript of the gene fgb, whose product is annotated as fibrinogen beta chain. Lineage: Eukaryota; Metazoa; Chordata; Actinopteri; Salmoniformes; Salmonidae. The record is from RefSeq and is a predicted model, not a curated record. Gene Ontology annotation, biological process: blood coagulation.